CCAGCCAACCCUAAUGGAUAUAUUAAGGAAUAUCGCUCACCAGCCGACAAACAACAGCAAGAUGUGCGAACAGACGCUCAACAAAUCCUGCGAAUUUCAAAAGAAGAAAGCAGAGGAGCAUUCGCAGGGACCCACGGAGACGUCGAGGAUCAUCACGGACUCCGCCACGGGGAAAUGUUACUGCCGCGGGAAAGUGAUGGGAAAGGGUGGUUUUGCGAAGUGCUACGAGCUUACCGACCUGGCCACCGGCAAGGUGUACGCUGCGAAAAUCAUUCCGCACACGCGCGUGUCCAAACCGCACCAACGAGAAAAGAUUGACAGGGAAAUCGAGCUACACAAAGCACUUCACCACAAGCACAUCGUUCACUUCUACCAGCACUUCGAGGAUAAAGACAACAUCUAUAUUCUGCUGGAGUACUGCAGUAGACGGUCGUUGGCGCAUAUCCUCAAGGCGCGGAAGGUCCUCACGGAGCCCGAGGUGCGCUACUACCUGCGGCAGAUCAUGUCAGGAAUGCGCUACCUUCACGAACACAAGAUCCUGCACAGAGACCUGAAGCUAGGGAACUUUUUCGUCAGCGAGUCUAUGGAGCUGAAGGUCGGGGAUUUCGGGCUGGCGGCCAGACUGGAGCCGGCGGGAAGCAGGCGCAAGACGAUCUGCGGCACGCCAAACUAUCUCUCCCCCGAGGUUCUGAACAAGCAGGGGCACUGCUGCGAGUCGGACGUUUGGGCCCUUGGCUGCGUCAUGUACACCAUGCUUUUAGGGAAGCCCCCAUUUGAGACCACCAACCUGAAGGAGACGUACAGGUGCAUCAGAGAGGCCCGGUACACCCUGCCCUCCACGCUGUCCCUGCCAGCCCGACAGCUGAUUGCCAGCAUGCUGUCCAAGAGCCCCCAGGACCGGCCCAGUCUGGAGAAUAUACUGACACACGAGUUUUUCACACAGGGUUUCACCCCUGAACACAUCCCAGCCUCCUGCUGCCACUCCGCCCCAGAUUUCCACCUCUCCAGCCCCACCAAGAGCUUCAUUAAGAAGGCUGCUGCGGCCCUGUUCGGGAGCAAGAAGGAGAAGGCCAAGUACUACAAGAGUCUGAAUAAGCUGUCCAGAGAGGAGGAUGAGAUCUAUAAGCUCCGGCAAGACCUGAGCAAUGCAGCUAUAGGCCAGCCGCCCUGCAGCCAGGCAUCUGAGGAUGAGAAGCUUCCAGCAGGGAAAUCCGUUGCCGUAGUGAUGGAAGAGAACAAGCAGCAGAGCCGAGACGCAGUUCGCACCAUCGUGAGAGGAAGCCUGGGCAGCACUGAGGGUCUUGAGGACAGCUCAGCCACCAGCACUGUGACAUCGUUGAUCAGUGUGAUGAAGAGCUGUCUGGAGAAGAUGCCCAAAGCCAGCGAUUUCCCGAGCGAGAACCUGGGGCUGAACUUCCUGUGGGUGACCAAGUGGGUGGACUACUCCAACAAGUACGGCUUCGGCUACCAGCUGUCCAACCACGUCGUGGGCGUCCUCUUCAACAACGGCACGCACAUGAGCCUGCUCUCCGACAGGAAGACUGUGCAUUACUACGCAGAUUUGGGCCAGUGCUCCUUCUUCUCCACCACUGAUGUUCCUGAGCAGUUUUCCAGUCAGGUCACCAUCCUCAAGUACUUAUCCCACUACAUGGAGGAGAACCUCAUGGAUGGCGGUGACGUGACGGCCGCGGUGGACACCAGCAGGCCCCCGCUCUACCUGCUCCAGUGGCUGAAGUCUGACCGCGCUCUGAUGAUGCUCUUCAACGACGGAACCUUCCAGGUGAACUUCUACCAGGACCAUACCAAGGUGAUCCUGUCUAGGUUGAACCAGGACCACCUGCUCACCUACAUUAAUGAGGAGCGAGUCUCCACCUCUUACUCCCUGUGCACCCUGCUGGCCUCUGGCUGCCCCGACGAACUGCGGCACCGGCUGGACUACGCCCUCAACAUGCUCCUGCAGAAGGCUGACUGAGAGGGGACGCUUUAGAGGGACGGACCAGUGUGCCCUCAGGCGCCUAGUGCAGGCCGAGUGAGAGGGGACGCUUUAGAGGGACGGACCAGUGUGCCCUCAGGCUCCUACAGAAGGCCAGCUGAGAGGGGACGCUUUAGAGGGACGGACCAGUGUACCCACAGGCUCCUACAGAAGGCCAGCUGAGAGGGGACGCUUUAGAGGGACGGACCAGUGUGCUCACAGGCUCCUACAGAAGGCCAGCUGAGAGGGGACGCUUUAGAGGGACGGACAAGUGUGCCCACAGGCUCCUACAGAAGGCUGACUGAGAGGGGAUGCUUUAGAGGGACGGACCAGUGUGCCCACAGGCUCCUACAGAAGGCUGACUGAGAGGGAACGCUUUAGAGGGAUGGUCCAGUGUUCACCUGAUGGCCCUGUCCAUGUUCUUGCUGAUAGCCAACGUGCAGAAGGACACUUCAUACACUCCUGUAUGAAAAUGCCCUCAACAUGCUAUUGCACACAUUGAACCAAUAUGUGCUGGGAAAUCGCUACAGGAAAAUGCAGGAGGGCAGUGCUGCAGAAGCACUUGGUGGAUAGAAGAGAUGAAAGUAAGGUCAGAUGGAGGUACGAGAAAUACGUAAUCAAUCGUAGCUGACGUAGUACAUUGAUGAAGACGACCACUGGGCCGGACCCAGAUAAUGUUUGUUUUUUAUACACUGAAAUGAAAUCCGGACGGUCGUGUGCUGCCUGCAGAGCUGGACCCUGGGAUGGCUGCGAUGCAAGUUUCUGUGGGGCAGGAAGGAGCACAACGUCAGAAGUGCACAAAUCAAACUUAACUGUGAACAAGAGCAGGAAUCAACACCUCAUCAUGCGGACAGGGGGAAUGGCUUCCUGAUUUAGCAUGUGUGUGUGGGGGGGGAAAAUAACUUAUUCUGGACAAAGUGAAUUAUUUAUUUAUUUAAUAAUAAAAAAAACUAUUCAAAGUUAUAA
Molecule: messenger RNA, 2938 nt
Organism: Conger conger (European conger)
Lineage: Eukaryota; Metazoa; Chordata; Actinopteri; Anguilliformes; Congridae
Gene: plk2b
Product: polo-like kinase 2b (Drosophila)
Exons: 14
Coding region: 14-1972 (652 amino acids)
Biological process (GO): regulation of cytokinesis; mitotic cell cycle; protein phosphorylation
Cellular component (GO): spindle pole; cytoplasm; centrosome
Molecular function (GO): protein binding; protein serine/threonine kinase activity; ATP binding
Source: RefSeq, a predicted model, not a curated record